UAACUUGAUGCUCUUUUUACAGUGUAAUUGUACCCGUAAUUUAUGUACUUUACUCUGUAAUCCGAUGGCGUUCUACACUGCAACCUGUUGCCUUUUUACAGUGUAAUUUUAUUCAUAAUUACUGUGUAAUUUGUUCUCUCACCGUGUAAAUUUCUCUUAGAUUAUUACUGUAUAUUUACAUAGUUUUGCACUUGGAGUCUCUCUAUAACUGAGUCCCUUCUCUCUUGUUUUUCAGCUAGUAUCUCAAUGGGCAGACUACAGAAAGUCUCAGCCAAGGAUGUUCCGCAAGCUUCUUCAGUUGAGAGUCCUGAUUCAUCAAAAGAUCCUUUCGUGCCUAAUGAUUUCGCUGAUGAGAAUGUUAUGUCUUUGAAUUUCUCUGCUGAUGAUGAAGACUUUCAUAAAGCACUUUACAAUUUCUAUGUGAAUAAUAUGAAGCAAUUUCUUUGUGUUUUGUUCAUGCAAGAGGUGAAGAGGUGUUUGCCCUUUGCGUGGGUUCCAAGUAUGUGGGCAUGUGAUGUGUGGUUCUGGAGAUCAGGCGGGUGUUGGCCCCUGAUCUUUUGAAGGGGUUUAUUGUCCAGGACGAACCGGGUCAAAUGUUUAGCCCCAACCCGUUUAGACGUUCUUUUUUGUUAUCUACUAAUAUUUCUGCUAUUUACAUGUGUCAGCUGUUGAUUGGUGAGGGUAUU
This is a messenger RNA of Aegilops tauschii subsp. strangulata, 686 nucleotides long. NCBI's taxonomy places the organism in Eukaryota, Viridiplantae, Streptophyta, Magnoliopsida, Poales, Poaceae. The record is from RefSeq and is a predicted model, not a curated record.